Molecule: messenger RNA, 1327 nt
Organism: Monopterus albus (swamp eel)
Lineage: Eukaryota; Metazoa; Chordata; Actinopteri; Synbranchiformes; Synbranchidae
Gene: foxl2l
Product: forkhead box L2-like
Exons: 2
Coding region: 121-915 (264 amino acids)
Biological process (GO): anatomical structure morphogenesis; cell differentiation; regulation of transcription by RNA polymerase II
Molecular function (GO): DNA-binding transcription factor activity, RNA polymerase II-specific; RNA polymerase II cis-regulatory region sequence-specific DNA binding
Source: RefSeq, a predicted model, not a curated record
GCGUCGCUCUGUACCUGUGGGAGGAGUGUGUGCACCUGCGGACACAAUCGUAGCGCUGCCUUGCUUGGCGGCAGAUUGCAGCUUGUUCAUCAGCAGGACACACAAGCGGAAGGCUGAGCCAUGGAUACAGAGGCAAAAUCCCCCGCCGAUCAGGGAGUGCGGCUCCUGGACAUCAGCUCCAACUCACCCCCUCCUGAGCCCCAAGGUGCGGAGGAGACAGGCCAGCUGGAGAAGCCGCCGUAUUCAUACGUGGCUCUUAUCGCCAUGGCUAUAAAAGAUAGCCAGCACAAGAGACAAACUCUGAGCGGAAUAUACGACUACAUCAUCUCCAAGUUCCCCUACUACGAGAAGAAUAAAAAAGGAUGGCAGAAUAGUAUAAGACACAAUUUGUCCCUCAACGAAUGUUUCGUCAAGAUGCCCAGAGAUGGCGGUGGGGACAGGAAGGGCAACUACUGGAUGCUGGACCCCGCAUUUGAGGACAUGUUUGAGAAAGGGAACUACCGGCGGCGGAAGAGAGUUAGGAGACCCUACAGACCCCCGAGCGUGCCUUACUUGACCGGAUCCCCCGUGGAAUAUCCCGAGCCCUUCUACCUGCAGUCUUAUGUGAGCAGCUCCUGGGCUCCGUACCAGCCGACCGGGUACCCAGCACACCAGGUCAUCACUGGGCAUACAGGCAGCGUGUCCCCCAGCGGCCAGGUGAGCUCAUACUGUCCUCCCACCCACUUCAACCACCCUCCCUACGGGGCUUACCACCACCACCCACCCGUGCUCGUACCCCACAACGGGUAUACCUACGGCGGAGUGACCCAGCCGAUGAGCCCCGACGGAGGCACCGUGUCUGUGGCAUGCAGCUACCAGCAGUUCACCUCCUAUGCAAGGCAAGCGGAGACGCAGCUCGCCCAUUCAUUUAACUAGUAGGGAUUUGAGUUAUUCUCAGCAUGGACAGCUAGUUCACAGACUCUGAGUUCAUCUGUUUAACCAUUUCACUUCGGCUGUCCUUCUUUUGCCAGGAAAAGUUAAUUGUUUGCUUGUUAGAUAAAGUGUACUGUAAGAUUGUUGACUGUUGAUUCAAUGUUAAAUAAGCUUUUGGUGGACUCUUUUUGAUAGGCUACAGUUUCAAAUGGUAAUGAAUUACUGUCAGUCAGUAGGCUGAUCACUGCAUUUUGCUUUGAAAUGGCACUGAUAAUGACAGUUGAUUUAAGUUUGAGGCUUAGUUUAUGCCUCUUUUGUUGGAGAUUUGUUUCUGAAACCAAAGAAAUAGCCUAUAGCCUAUGCGUUUUUUCCGCCUUAUUAUUGUUUGCUUUUUUAUUGUUCAAAUAUUCCUAGC